Messenger RNA from Lates calcarifer (barramundi perch), 1629 nucleotides. RefSeq names its product SREBF pathway regulator in golgi 1 (gene spring1). The transcript has 5 exons. Gene Ontology annotation, biological process: positive regulation of SREBP signaling pathway. NCBI's taxonomy places the organism in Eukaryota, Metazoa, Chordata, Actinopteri, Centropomidae. The record is from RefSeq and is a predicted model, not a curated record. Bases 575 to 1177 code for a protein of 200 amino acids.
UCCGUGUUGGAAAUGUGUUUUGCUGAUGGUGGAUGUCAGAUUUCGCUGGAUAAACAUCACAGCGGCUGCAAUUUCGGACAGCACCUAUUAGUUUUCUUCAAAGGAGACGAAACUGCGUCACUAGACUGUGGCAUCGUAUAUUAGUAUUUUUUUUACUAUCAGUGCCCUGCCUGUCAAAGACAGAAAGCUAAAUGCUAACUGCAGCUAGCUAGCACGCUAACAAAGCAGGCUUUUAUGUUAGCUUGCCUGCCCGUUACUUCAGUGUUUUUGAGAGAAAAAAAUGUUCUAUUCACAGCUAACGUUGAUUUAUGAGUAAGUUAACCUGCAAUAUGGGUUAACUAAUAUCGCUGUCUGGGAUCUAUCAUCUAACAUCUUGGUAGUCACAUUUGCUGUCCGAUAAAGCUAGGUAACGUCCGUUUACAGUGCCAGUUUUGCUCGGUUUUACAGUUUUUGAGUCAGUCAGACAUCGUCACGUACACCUGGCAAAAAUCAGGUAGUUGAUAGCCACCCCGUGGAGGUUUGAUGUUUUGGGCUGUCAGUGUCAUCCCCGGCAUCUCCACAAGAAAGCCAUGCUAUGAUGGUGCUACGGCGGUUACUGAGAAAGCGCUGGGUGCUGGGAGUAGUCUUCGGACUGUCUCUCAUCUACUUUCUCACCAGCACUCUCAAACAGGAGGAAAGGACAAUACGGGACCGUACACUCUUAGAGGUUAGAGAUUCAGACCAUCGCAUCCCCUGGAAAGUCCGUUUCAACCUGGGCAACAGCAGCCGUCAGAUUACUCAGUGCAGAAACUCCAUCCAGGGCAAGACGCUGCUCACAGACGAACUCGGUUAUGUCUGCGAGAGAAAAGACUUGCUGGUGAACGGCUGCUGCAAUGUCAAUGCUCCCAGCACCAGACAGUACAUCUGUAAAAGCUGCCUGGCAAACGGCUGCUGUAGCAUCUAUGAGUAUUGCGUGUCUUGCUGCCUCCAGCCUGAUAAGCAACCUCUCCUUGAGCGCUUCCUGAAUCGUGCAGCUGAAGGUUUCCAGAAUCUCUUCACGGCCGUGGAGGAUCAUUUUGAGUUGUGCCUGGCCAAGUGUAGAACCUCAUCGCAAAGCGUUCAACACGAGAACACCUACCGGAACCCUCAAGCAAAGUACUGCUACGGAGAGAGUCCUCCAGAGCUUCUUCCCGUAUGAGUGCUUGACUUCUCUCGGGGUUUAGGACAUACAGGAAUAGCAGUGGGCCGAUAAAGCAUCCUGGUUGGACACCUACGGGUGCUUGGAGAAGAGACUCUCUACACAUGAACUGUUGUCUUGGAUUAUUUAGCAGUAAAGGAAGAAAGCUAUCCAAGACCAACCUCAAAAAAAUGGACAAAUGCUGUAUGUGAUUUGAUUAUUUUACACUUCAUAAGUGCAUAGUAUGCUUCAUACAUUCAUCCAUGAUGAUCAUCAGGUCUACAUAGCAGGCAGCUCAUCCAUCAGGAUUCGCAUCAAACCGGUUAAUGUCAUGACAUAGAAUUCAUUAAAGAAGAUAACAGCUGUAUUAUAUUUUGGUGAGUAUUUUAAAACAGCAAAGAAUGUGUCAUUACGUUUGUGUAUAGUGCAUGCAUAACGAACGGCUAUUUAAUAAACGUGACUGUGAAAUGAAA